This is a messenger RNA of Colletes gigas, 1337 nucleotides long. It is a transcript of the gene eIF2alpha, whose product is annotated as eukaryotic translation initiation factor 2 subunit 1. Gene Ontology annotation, molecular function: ribosome binding; RNA binding; translation initiation factor activity. The record is from RefSeq and is a predicted model, not a curated record. Gene Ontology annotation, cellular component: multi-eIF complex; eukaryotic 48S preinitiation complex; eukaryotic translation initiation factor 2B complex. The transcript has 6 exons. The coding region runs from base 178 to 1170 and encodes 330 amino acids. Lineage: Eukaryota; Metazoa; Arthropoda; Insecta; Hymenoptera; Colletidae.
AAGUUGGAUGACGCUGUGCCGCUCUAUGUUCCUUUUAAUAAUCUGACGAAAUUGAAGUUAAGAUUGCACAUGGAUUAUUAACAUAUUUCAGUAUAUUUGCAUCGUUUUAAAUAUAUUUUGCUAGUAUAAAUAAAGAAUUUAUCGUUCCUUGCACGAUAUACUCACAAGGCAUUAAAGAUGGUACUGUCGUGUCGGUUUUAUAAAGAAAAAUAUCCAGAAGUGGAAGAUGUAGUGAUGGUAAAUGUACGAAGUAUAGCUGAAAUGGGAGCAUAUGUACAUCUAUUAGAAUAUAAUAAUAUUGAAGGUAUGAUUCUUCUAUCUGAAUUGUCUAGAAGACGUAUUAGAUCUAUCAACAAACUUAUUAGGGUAGGGAAAACUGAGCCAGUUGUUGUUAUACGAGUCGACAAAGAAAAAGGUUAUAUAGAUCUUAGCAAACGUCGUGUAUCGGCUGAAGAUGUAGAAAAAUGUACAGAGAGGUACGCAAAAGCUAAAGCUGUUAAUUCAAUUUUAAGACAUGUUGCAGAAUUAUUGCAUUUUGAUAGCGACGAUCAACUAGAAAAGUUAUAUAAAAAAACUGCAUGGCAUUUUGAAGAAAAAUAUAAAAAACAGAAAGCAUCCGCGUAUGAUUUUUUUAAACAAUCUGUUUCGGAUCCAUCUAUUCUAGCUGAGUGUGGUCUUGAUGAACGUACAAAGGAGGUGUUAUUAAACAAUAUUAAACGAAAAUUGACUUCUCAAGCAGUUAAAAUUCGGGCAGAUGUAGAAGUAGCUUGUUAUGGAUAUGAAGGAAUUGAUGCAGUAAAAGCUGCUUUAAAAACUGGCUUGGCCCUUUCUACAGACGAACUUCCAAUUAAAAUCAAUUUAAUUGCACCACCAUUAUAUGUCAUGACAACGUCUACACCAGAAAAACAAGAUGGCUUGAAAGCUUUGAGUGAUGCAAUCGAUGUUAUACAAAGUAAAAUAACAUCGCUCGGAGGUGUAUUUAACGUUCAAAUGGCUCCGAAAGUCGUUACUGCAACUGAUGAAGCAGAAUUAGCAAAACAAAUGGAACGAGCUGAACUUGAAAAUGCAGAAGUUGCUGGUGAUGAUGAUGAAGAAGAAGAAGGAAUGGAUGGUUUUAGCGGUGGAGAAGAAGAUAAAAAAUCUGGAACAGAAUCCCAGGGAGAAGAGUAAAGGAAUAAAUCCAUAAAUCAGUUUUCAUUAACUGGCAAUUAUUUCUGUAUCAGAAACCAUACUUUCGGAAGUGUGCUACUGUCUUGUUGAACAUUAGACAGAAUGUUUCAAAUAAAUUAUACAAAACUCAAUGUAUUAUAAUUUAUAAAUAAUUUUCUAUAAACUUG